Xiphias gladius (swordfish) is the source of this 4080-nucleotide messenger RNA. It is a transcript of the gene fam222ba, whose product is annotated as family with sequence similarity 222 member Ba. The record is from RefSeq and is a predicted model, not a curated record. NCBI's taxonomy places the organism in Eukaryota, Metazoa, Chordata, Actinopteri, Istiophoriformes, Xiphiidae. The coding region runs from base 603 to 2399 and encodes 598 amino acids. The transcript has 3 exons.
UUCGCCCGUGAGACAGAUGUCGGGUACGCUCCUUGCUCGCCAGCGGUGCGUCUGCAAACAGCGCUUCUUAGUGUAACGACACAGACAAGUGUUUCCACCUGCAAAGGCAAGUGUUAAAGGUGAUAACAAAAGGUUGACGUCACCGGGCUCAUCCUGAUCCUGCCGCACAACCUCGACCACUGAGGAGGUGGAGGAGGAGUGCAGGAGGAGUAGUUUCAGAGGAGGAGAGCAGCUUCUUUGCCAUAGCGUCUAAUGGUUCGUGUCUGGAAGGAAAAGGUCUGUCUCUGAUCAGAUUUCGGGUAUCCUAAGGGCGCACUUAACUAAUGGGAUCCUAUCGAUGUUUCUCCCCCUCCAAGCCCGAUCUUUACACGGCGGAAUGUUAAUGUUGCCACAGCCUGUCCGUGUUGUCUUUGGCUGCUCUGAGUCUGGCUUGAUUGUUUUAGUCGGUCUAUAAUGACAUGGAGCUUGACGGAUAUGAUUAAAAAACAUACCGCAGUAACGCAACACUUCUGUGACUGACUGGACUAUGGAAGUGACCAGGUUUACUCUGCACAUGUGUGAGGAGAAGUGCGUGUCCCAUGUUGCAUUAGUGUCUGUGUGAAAUGCUGGCCUGUCUGCCGGGGCCAGGUGACCUCCCCCUUCAGCUUCUCCCCCACACGCAGAUGAACACUGGACUUCAGAAAUGGGACACCACACAAAGGAUGAGAUCCGCUCCAUUUCCAACCCCUGCAGAAUUGGAUGCAUAUGCUAAGAAGGUUGCCAACAACCCACUCACCAUCAAGAUCUUCCCUAACAGCGUCAAGGUCCCCCAGCGAAACCACGUGCGCCGUACAGUCAACGGGCUGGAUACGUCAGGCCAGCGCUACAGCCCUUACCCUUUGUCUCAGGCCAGUGCCAAGACAGGCCUCCUUGCCAUUGUAAAGGUGCCCACAGUCAAAGGCAUCCUAAAAGAUUUUGACGGCAGCCGGGCUCGCUUGCACCCUGACGUCAUCAUGAACCCUCCCACUAGACCCUACCAAGUGGCUUCGACCAGCACUUUAAACCACCACCCACCUCUGCCGAACCUUACCCGGUCACAGCAAAGCUUACCCCUUCAACCACAGGACCAGCCUCAGACUAUACAGAUGCCCCUCCCUCAGCACCAGGGUCACACCCAGAGCCUCAGACAUCCUCCCUCCAUGGCCCAGCACCCUCAGGGCCCACCCAGACUUCAGACUCUGUCUCAGCACCCAGCCCUUAGCCAGCCGCAGGGGCCCCCUACUGUCAUGCUUCAGCAGCAGCACCUUCAGCAGCAGCCGCCCCCUGGCUUACAGGGGGGCAGAAAACUGCCCGAUGGUGACGCACCACCUAAUGUUACCGUUUCUACCUCAACCAUUCCACUCUCAAUGGCUGCUGGGCUGCACCAGGGCCGCCAGGCCGACCUGAGCACCAUUGUGCAUCAGAUCAACCAGUUCUGCCAAGCUCGAGCCCAAGGUGCAGGAGCCACCUCCAUGUGUGAGGGCCAGAUCGCCAACCCAAGCCCCAUCAGUCGCAAUCUGCUUAUCAGCGCCUGCUCCAGGGUCUCCAUGCACAGCAACCCUGCCACCCCUGGCUUCCCCCCAGCCACCUGCAUUAUUGGCCCUCAUGAGAAAGCCACGGCCCCGGUGGGAGCUCACCCUCCACCUAGCAUGGCUGCUAUGAACCACUUGCCUUCCAGCCACACUGAUCUCAAGCAGCAGCACCACCUGCAGCAGCAUCUGCAUCCACAACAGAAUCAACUGCAACAACAGAUACAACAUAACACGCAGCAGCAGAAGAUGUGCUCUUGGAAUCAGCACCAGUUGGCUCAUGUACCCCACAUUCAGAACGGUGGGACCCACCUCUGCAAGCAGCCUUCCAGGGACCCUGCCUUCCAUUUUAAGGGCAUGGGCUACCCUGCAGAGGUGUGUGUGGGUCAGCCUUACACACUGAAACCUGUCAUAGAGAGGCCCACCCCCUCUCCCCCUGUCAACAACAACGGCAUGCCCGGUCCAAUGGCCCACUACACUAACGGUCACUACUUCCAGUCCCACAUUUGGAACAGCAGCAUCCUACCCACACCCAACAGUGAUAGCUCCGGGUCUCAGGACAUAGCAAUGCCAUUCCACGGUGCGGGCCCAGGGGGGUGCACCACGCUAGACUGUGGGCCUCCUGGGGCUCCCCAUUACAGGCUAGGAGUGAGCUCCUCUUCCACCUCCUCCUCCGCCCAGACUACUCUGAUGCAAACAGCAGAUUACUUGGGUGGGGACUUCCAGACGCCCUACUUCCGCGAUCAGAAUCUAGGGUUGAUGGGCAAGAUGCACAGGCCUACUCUAAGUAGGGUAGGUCCAGAGGUUGGGGAUGGCAGAAACACUCUCAUCCAGCACCCAGGGUACAGAUAAGCUAUGGCCUUGUCUACAUUACGGUUAUCAAACCCCUUUGUUUAGUCUUAAGAGAGGAAACACAUGAAUAACACUAAAUUGAUAACUUAAACAAAUGACCGCUAAUGUUAAAGACAGUAAAUUAAUAUAUUUAAUGAAGAACAGUAUUUUUUUUCUUCUUUUUUUAAUAAAUCUUGCAAGUGAUCAAUUGCUCCUUUUAUUUUUUUUAAUGAGUGCAUUUACCUGGCACCUUAGGGAACUUUUUCAUGUGCGUGUGUGUACAUGUCUAUACUGUGUGUGUCAUUCCCUGCUUCUUCCUCUAUCAUUCUUGUCUAUCUGUGUGCCUGGGUCUUAACAGAUCCUGUGUUAUUUCAACUUCAGACCUAUCGGUAAAGUUUUCUUAUGCAUGUAAGAAAGAAGAAAAACAAACAGAUUCCCACUAAAAAUCUACUGAUUGAUGUUUUUUACAGGGUCUUUACAGAAUCUUUUUGUUGUAUUAGACAAGUGACUAAUUUUCAUUAUGGUGUUAAUACUCAAAUCUCAUAGUAACUUCAAGAUUAAACACAAUCAUUAGAGGACUUAAAGAGUAAUGAUCUUGUUUCAAUGCAAAGCUAUCAGACACUGGAGACUACAAAGUACAGCUUGUGGAAUGCACAUGUACACGGAGGUUUUAUUCUUUUUAAAUGUAAUUAUUUAUUUGUAUAAUAGGACUAUUCAAGAUUGAUUCCUCUCUGUCAGAUAAGGAAGCAUGUAAUCAAGUUGUUUGUACAUAGUAAAGAUCCAGCAGGGAGCAAAUAUGUUAAAAAAAGGUGAUGCUCUGUUCUGCUUAAAAUGCUGCAAUGAAUUCAGGAAUUCAGACUUUUGUCAGUGCCAGGAAGGUUUGGCAACAAGAUUGUGAAAUGGUAAGUGCAGAAGAAGUCAUAAAAGCUUAACUCUCAUACCUUAAAAUGGCCAAAGUCAGGUUAACAAGGACACACUGUUAUGAAAUUGUGCCAUUUUAUUUUUGUUUCCUUUUCAGAUCGUUUUUGUAAACAUGACAAAUGUAUUACUUGAAUGUUGAGAUCAUUUGUUUUGCAGGUAUUGAAGGGGAUGGGUUAGUUAUGAGGAAAAAACUCUGGAGUAGAAGAAAUAAUAGUGUUACUAAUGUCAUGUAGAAUCUUACUACGAGACUAAUCAGAGUUUUGAUCCUGACAGCAGGAAUUUAGAUGAAUUAAGUUGUGUGUAGUUGCUACUGAUUCUGAUGUGAAGUCUGCCUGAAAAGACCAAAUUGAUCACUUGCAAGAUCACUUGGGGGUAAACAAAACUGACUUACGUUUAAAGUGAAACAGCAAAUGCAUUGUUUAUUUUAUUGUACACUGGCUUACCUACUAGACUACUGUAACUUUAAAAUGUAAUGAUUGUGUGUGAAUGUUGCCUGCUGAUGUGGGUAGAGUUCAGGGUGUGUGUGUGUGUGUGUGUGUGUGUGUGUGUGUGUGUGUGUGUGUGUGUACGUGUGAGAGAGAGCGUGUGUGUGUAUAAACACAAUGACACCCAUGUUUUGUUCACCUAUCUCCCUAACAGCCCUUAAAAAGCCUUAAGUGUUUAGUCCUUGGACUUUCCUUUGCAAAUGAGCAUGGUUUUAAUGAAAACCCCAAACAAUAAGGAGAGAGAAGAUGGUAAGGAUACACAGAAAUAGCAUUUUUUUCUGGUCUUUUUAUUUUAA